UUGAAGCAUGCCAAUGGAAUUCUCAAUUCAAAUCAUUUUGGCAAUUCUUUUCACCAUAUUUGUGGCUUCACUUUCGGUCCAUGUUCGACACAAGAAGAAACCGCCAAGGAGAACACCGCCAGAGGCCGCAGGGGCCUUGCCUUUGCUCGGUCACCUUCAUCUUCUCGGAACAAAUCAACUGCUACAUCGAAUAUUCGGCGACAUGGCCGACGAGUACGGACCUAUCUUCUCGCUCCUACUCGGCACUCAUCGGGCACUCGUUGUGAGUAGCUCGGAAGUCGCGAAAGAACUUUUCACAACCAAUGAUAAGAUCUUUUCAACACGUCCACGGUCCUUAGCCGUGAAGCUUAUGGGGUAUGACCAUAAAAUGCUAGGUUUCGCACCAUAUGGACCGUAUUGGCGCAACAUAAGGAAACUAGCUAUGCUUCAGCUUCUAUCCGGUCACCGGAUCGAGUCACUCAGGCAUGUUUGGGAAUCGGAAAUCGAUUAUUUCAUAGACGAAUUACAUGAACAAACGUUGAAAAGCAGAGGUGUUGUGGUAGUGGAAAUGAAGGGAAGGAUUGGUCACUUGGCAACCAACGUAAUGGUACGGACCGUAGCCGGAAAACGAUACGAUUACGGAACCGAUGAAUCAAGACGAUGCCAAGAUGCCAUUGCUGGUUUCUUUCAUCUGGUUGGGUUAAUGUUGGUUUCAGAUUUCGCUCCUUUUCUCGGUUGGAUCGAUGUUUUAAUGGGAAAGAUAAGCGAAAUGAAGAGGAUAGCGAAAGAGUGUGAUACUAUAUUCGGAAGCUGGGUUAACGAGCAUCGCGAAAUGAGGCUCGUGGAAUGCGUCGAAGGGGACAAAGAUUUCAUCCAUGUCAUGUUGUCCAUGAUGGAUGAUGAUAGUAUUCCAAUUGAAGAGGCCAACACUACCAUUAAAGCUACUUGCCUGAGUCUUGUCUUGGGAGGCAUCGACGCGAUCACGAUCGCGUUUACAUGGGCGGUCUCGUUGCUGUUGAACAAUCGCCGUGUGCUAAAAAAGGCACAAGACGAAAUCGACUGGCACGUCGGAAAGCACCGGAAAGUGGAAGAGUCGGAUAUAAACAACUUGGUAUACUUGCAAGCCAUUAUGAAGGAAACAUUUCGGUUACACCCACCGGCACCUCUAUCAGCACCAAGGGAAGCCAUGGACGACUGUACGAUAGCCGGUUUCGAUGUCCCUGCGGGCACUCGGCUUUUCCUUAAUGUGUGGAAAUUGCAGCGUGAUCCCGGCAUUUGGGAAAAUCCAACGGAUUUCCUGCCUGAGAGGUUCGUUAAUGAUCAUGGUAACAUAGAUGUAAGGGGUCAAAACUUUGAGCUCUUACCAUUUGGUUCGGGUAGAAGGAUUUGUCCGGGUAUCAGUUUUGCACUUCAAGUCCUGCACUUAGCAUUGGCUAGGCUUCUUCAUGGAUUCGAAUUGGGGACGGUUUCGGACAAAUCGAUCGACAUGAGUGAAAUCCCUGGAAUGGCUGUUCCUAAGGCUACACCAUUGGAGGUUACUCUUUCCCCACGCUUACCUGCUAUGCUCUGUGGGUAAUUGGGUAUUAACUAUUAAGCAUUGUAGUCAAGGAUGGAUCGAGAGGCUGAUAGGACAGUUGUCUCUGAAAAAUUGAAAUACUCAUAUAAUUUUAUUUUUUAUUAUAUCUUAAUUGUCACAUAAUAUUUCUGUUAA
This is a messenger RNA of Hibiscus syriacus, 1690 nucleotides long. RefSeq names its product xanthotoxin 5-hydroxylase CYP82C4-like. NCBI's taxonomy places the organism in Eukaryota, Viridiplantae, Streptophyta, Magnoliopsida, Malvales, Malvaceae. Gene Ontology annotation, biological process: defense response to other organism. The record is from RefSeq and is a predicted model, not a curated record. Gene Ontology annotation, molecular function: monooxygenase activity; heme binding; iron ion binding. The transcript has 2 exons. Bases 8 to 1555 code for a protein of 515 amino acids.